Xiphophorus hellerii (green swordtail) is the source of this 2747-nucleotide messenger RNA. Its product is annotated as neurogenic differentiation factor 2-like. NCBI's taxonomy places the organism in Eukaryota, Metazoa, Chordata, Actinopteri, Cyprinodontiformes, Poeciliidae. Gene Ontology annotation, cellular component: nucleus. The record is from RefSeq and is a predicted model, not a curated record. The transcript has 2 exons. Gene Ontology annotation, molecular function: protein dimerization activity; E-box binding; DNA-binding transcription factor activity, RNA polymerase II-specific. Gene Ontology annotation, biological process: sensory organ development; positive regulation of transcription by RNA polymerase II; axon development. Bases 1329 to 2405 code for a protein of 358 amino acids.
AUCUAUCUAUCUAUCAGUUUAUAUUUUUCUGUCCUAUAUUGACAGAGCCGAUCCUAAGGUUGCCUGGGGCCUCGUGCAGAAUUGCAGUUCGGGCCCCACUCUCCUACAACCCACUGGGUCAGCUCCAGUAACAUGUCUUUGAAACUGUCCACACUUUGUUGUUUGAUACAAAUCAAUUUUUACAACACAUUUUAAUAACAUAUAAGCAAGACAUCAUUUGAAAAGAAUAAUUUGAACCAGAAAUUAUUAAACUAAACAGAAGUCUUUAACAUUUAUUAGACAGCAGUAACGACACCAGCACAAACCCAAGCAGGAAGAAUGAUAAAACGGUGAACUAUAGAGAGAUUAAUGUAUGACUAAUAACAUUACAGUUAAUAGAAAAAUAUGUUUCUCUCACAACUAAUAAAUUUUUCAAUUCGUAGAACCCAAUAUUUUUUUAUUUUAAACAUCUUAAGACUGUUGAAAAAAGAGCUGCUCAUCAAUUUUCAAAAUAAAAAGCUGCCGCAUUGUUAAUUAAAAUAACAAUGCAGCAUUGGACUAUAAAUUUUCUUUAUAGUCCAAUGCUCUUGGUCGACCCCUGCUGGCCUGGAGUGGUGCAUGCAAGUCAAAAAGCAGUUUAGUUUUCUUUGCCUGUCUGAAUAUUUUGUCUGAAGAUCUAUUUCCAUGUAUUCUUGUUUUGAUCUCUAUUGGUAGAUAUUUUUAUUAGAGUCAUCCAAAUUUCCUGACAUUAGACAAUCAGUAGAAAUGAUCACAUUGCUGUAAAUCCUGGAGAGGUGUGGAAGGUGGCUUCAUUUUAUAACAAAAAGGUAUGAAGUGUAAAAGAAACAGUUAAAUAAAGGACCAAAACUACAAAAUUAGAAAAUGACCAAGAGAGGAAACGACCAGUUCGUUUAUUCGCUCCCUAGUUUAAAAUAGAAGCAAAAUAAAAUAUUUUUUCAGGAAAUAAUAAACAGUUUAAUGCAAGAAUACGUGUGAGGCGUUCUUUUUAUAAUUCAGAGAUCCUGCUAAAAAAAAAAAAAAAAAGUAAAAUGAUUUUGAGAUGAAAUGUCCUGUUUGUUUGCAGGAAAACGAAGGGGGAGAGGCGGAAAUGGAUACCAAAUGGUUACGAAUUAGAUAUUAACGUGGUGCCUACAGGAAAUUACUCUAGUUGGUUGCCAAGAUGAACACGAGUUCACACAUUCUUGCUAGAAACGACUAAAUUUCGUAACCGAAAAGUCAGAUUCUUCACGACCCAAGACAUAAAGACACAGAGUGGUUAAGGGGUGAAAUGACCCCAAAAGAAAACAAAUAGUUAAAGUUUUCAUAUACACUUAAGGUUGUCUGCCACAAUGUUGAGCCGUCUGUUCAGCGAGGUGCUGCCGGACGUCCAGCGGUUGGCGGCGGACUGGGUGCAGGACAGCGACAGCGACGGAUGCAAGGUGAAGGAGGAACGCGAGGGGUGCCACCUCGGAGAGGACGAUUUGGACGAGCCGCCGGAGGGCAGCAGCCGGGCAGAGUCCGAGAUGGCCGAGGACGACGACGAUGAGGACGACGAUGGCGAGGAAGAAGAGUGCGGGGACGAAAACGGCGGGGAUAAACCCAAGAAGCGCGGCCCGAAGAAGCGCAAGAUGACGGCGGCGCGCGUGGAGCGCUCCAAGCUGCGGCGCGUGAAGGCCAACGCGCGGGAGCGCACGCGCAUGCACGAUCUGAACUCGGCGCUGGACAACUUGCGCAAAGUGGUUCCGUGCUACUCCAAAACCCAGAAACUCUCCAAAAUAGAGACUUUGAGGUUGGCCAAGAAUUAUAUUCUAGCCCUCGGGGAGAUUUUACGCAACGGGAAACGUCCAGAUGUGGUGGCCUACGUGCAGAUGUUGUGCAAGGGCCUGUCCCAGCCUACUACCAACCUGGUGGCGGGCUGCCUGCAGCUCAACACCAGGAACUUCCUGACCGAGCAGUGCGCGGACGGAGCCCGCUUCCACAUGCCCAGUUCUCCGUUCUCAGUCCACCCCUACCCCUACCGCUGCUCCCGCCUCUCUAGCCCUCACUACCAGCCCGGAGCCGGAGCUCUCAAUAUGCGGGGCCCUUCCUACAGCGGCUCCGGGUAUGAGGCCGUGUACAUGCCGGGCGGGACGUCCCCAGACUACAACAGCCCGGAGUAUGAGGGCCAGCACAGCCCGCCGGUGUGCCUGAACGGCGGCCUGUCCGGGAAGCAGCAGGAGUCCUCAGACACAGACAGGAGCUAUCAUUACUCUAUGCAUUACUCCGGACUGACCACAUCCCGGCCCAAUCACGGCCUACAUUUUGGACCAUCGGGGGCGCGCAGCGGAGGCGCGCAUUCAGAAAACAUCCCACCUUUCCACGACGUCCACCUGCACCACGACAGGGCGCCGCCAUAUGAAGACCUGAACGCUUUUUUCCACAACUGAGCAGCUCAGAAAAGGAGGGGAGCAAACUACAGGCUCACCGACUCCACAGAGACAAUCCUAAAGAAAGCGUUUAAUAUUACAAAAAAAAAAAAAAAACAGCAGUCGGAGCUCCUACAUGAUUACCUUCUGUGUGUCACCUCUUACUGUUGUACAUCCUAUCAUAAAAUGUGUCCAGUAAAUUAUUCCUGUAUGCAGAAUGAGUGCAAUUUAAAAUGUGAAAGUCAAGAAGAGACAUGUUGUGACAAAAACAACAGAAAUAAUAAAAGAAAAGGUGUUUUAUAAUUGUCUGAGUGGAGCGAUCUCAUUUUGCUGUGAACAAUAAUAAAUACAUACAUAAAUAAA